Molecule: messenger RNA, 6983 nt
Organism: Trichosurus vulpecula (common brushtail)
Lineage: Eukaryota; Metazoa; Chordata; Mammalia; Diprotodontia; Phalangeridae
Gene: RAB15
Product: RAB15, member RAS oncogene family
Exons: 7
Coding region: 443-1081 (212 amino acids)
Biological process (GO): Rab protein signal transduction
Molecular function (GO): GTPase activity; GTP binding
Source: RefSeq, a predicted model, not a curated record
GCCCCCUCUCCCUGCGCUCCUCGGGGCGAAGAGGAGGAAGGGGCGGGCAGGAGCUGCUGCUGCUGCUGCUGCUGCUGCAUCCACCGCCGCGCCAGGCAGGCAGGCAGACAGGCAGACAGGCAGGCAUUUCUCCUCCCACGGCUAGCGUCGAGAGCGCGGAGCUUCAGCCGUGGCCCCUCCGCUGGCUUCAUUCUCCUGCAUCGUGGGGAGCUAGGACAGAGGCGCCCCGAGAAGAACGGAGCCCAGGCAGAGACCCGGCCCCCAGGGUCAGGACAGCCCCGGCCCGCAGCUGCAAGCAUCCUCCCGGGACGCGGUCCACGAUGCUACCCGUGCCUGCGGCGGGAGUAGCCCCAGCAGAGCAGGGCUAACCUGCUUUCCCUGGCCGGUCCACCCUACCUCCCCUCCCCUCCCGGGGCCGCCCCGCUGACCCCCGGCCCCAGCCAUGGCGAAGCAGUACGAUGUGCUUUUCCGGCUGCUUCUGAUCGGGGAUUCCGGGGUCGGCAAGACCUGCCUCCUGUGCCGCUUCACGGACAACGAAUUCCACUCCUCCCAUAUCUCCACCAUUGGAGUUGACUUUAAGAUGAAGACUAUAGAAGUAGAUGGCAUCAAAGUUCGGAUACAGAUUUGGGAUACUGCAGGGCAGGAAAGAUAUCAGACCAUCACCAAGCAGUACUACAGACGGGCCCAGGGAAUAUUUUUAGUCUAUGAUAUCAGCAGCGAGCGAUCUUACCAGCACAUCAUGAAGUGGGUCAGUGAUGUGGAUGAGUAUGCACCAGAGGGAGUCCAGAAAAUCCUUAUUGGGAAUAAGGCUGAUGAAGAGCAGAAGAGGCAAGUAGGAAGAGAACAAGGCCAGCAGCUGGCUAAAGAGUAUGGCAUGGACUUCUUUGAAACUAGUGCCUGCACCAACCUCAACAUAAAGGAGUCCUUUACUCGUCUGACGGAGCUGGUUCUGCAGGCACACAAGAAAGAGCUUGAUGGUCUCCGAGCACAUGCCAGGGAGGAGUUGGCACUGGCUGAGUUGGAAGAGAAAGACAGCAAAACUGAGGGCACAGGGAACUCUUCAAAAAACUGCUGGUGUUGAGGAACCCAUUCAGGGCAUCCCCCUGCUCUGUGCUACAUUUUCCCCUUCACAGACCAGGGGACAGUAAAGGGCUCUGAGUCUUACUCCCCUACUGCUCUUCCCUCACCCAGAUAACUUCAUUGAAUGUCAGUAGGUAUCCCUGUCCAGCCCCUGGAGCAGGGUCCCUGUCCUCUGUUAGUGACCUUCUGUUCCCCUCCGGGCACUGGUGUCCUCAAAUGUUUACCCUGAGCCUCAAGGCUUCCUGUUUCCAAGAUGUGUAGUGAUGAGCAUCUACAACCUCUAUCUCUUUACUCCCCCAUCUUACUUCUUUGGAUCCCUCCUCCCUAGAGUGCCUGAGACCACAGCUACAUCCACUCUUUUGCCUCUCUCUGUCUCACAGCGCGCGCGCGUGCACACACACACACACCCCAUGAUUCUCCUGCCUUUUAUUACUAUCAGCACUGUCAGAUCCUCCGUUCCUUUCUUCCCUCUGUUCCCUUCUGCCUGAAGUGAUGGAGUUGGAGCCAAGUUCAUUAGUCUUUUUUAUUUCCAUAUUCUCUGCCACAGGGAGUACCACUAUCUAUGGAAUUCAUUCCUGUGCCCCAUCUUUUUUGCAUCCCAUUUGCCCCAGGAGGGAUCAGGGCAGAGGGAAUGAGUACCCCACUGGACAGUACCAUAGCAUGUUGGCAGAGCCUCCUUACCCACUUUGCCCCUCCCCUACUCUGGCGUCUGACCUGCCUGACUACUUCUAGAAUUUUGGGAGCGGUUUCCGCUGCUUCCCAACUUUUAGUGAAGACCCUCUCUUACUAGAGAAUUAAACAUGGAGGAAGAAAAUAGAUAUAUAUCUCAACAGGAGGCUGGGAAAAAGAAAAAUGUAGCUCAGGAAAAGGAAUCAGGGUGGGGGGGAACAAACUCCCUUGUUUGGGGGGAAGCUCACUUCUUGGUCAAGUUGGUCUCAUUUCCCUUACUUCUAUCCUCUCCCUACUCAUAAGCACAUACAUUUUUCUGGGCUCCUGUAGUUGGAGCAAGUAGAUCAGGGAGAUGAGAGCCUACUAUGGGGAAGACUUUGGGACUCAUGGUACCAAUAUGGACAAACUCUUAAGGGAUUGGUUGGGAGCCCUGGCACAAAAUUCAUGGAAAAACAGGGCAGUCUGUGAGGUGAUGGCAACAAUUCUCUCUUGAACUGGACCCUCAAGGAAAAGUCGAAUUAGUUUUCUGCCUUCACUGUCUAACUGAGAAAAGCAUUUUCCCAUCCAUGAGCCCUUAGGACUGGGGAGGGAAACUGUACCUAUUCAGCACCCUUUUCUUGACCUCAACUCCCUUCUAACCCAAUCCAUGAAUUUGCUUGACAAAGAAUUAAUAGGAGAAGGUCACAGACCUUAUAUAUCCUACCUUUGUUUCAGGAAUGAGGCUGAGGAGUGGGAGAAGUGCCAGACCCUAGGUGAGAAGCUCUUAAUGACAUUCUGGGUACCCUUAAGGAUGAAGUGUGCUCAUCUUGCUCCUUCAGUGGGCUGAUGAUGAUGGAAUAUUUCCAGCUGAAAACUCAUUGUAUUGUGGCUGGCAGUGGGAAAGAAGGAGGCCUUGAUAUUUAUUCAGAGCCUCUAAUUGAAGGAGAUGCCUCCUUUCCCCUGUAUUCCUGAGGCUCCACAUAUCAUAAUCCUAGGCUGGGCCCAAAUUGCUCUCAAGUCCAAAGAGACUAAAAGUAUGCUUGCUCCUUGGGAGAUCAGGAUAGUCAACUCCCCUCUGGGGUCACCCCACCCUGGCAUCCCAAUAUAGGAGCAGCCUAGAGGAGAGGUCAAUUAUCCUGCUGCCUCUUGAUACCUCAGAUAGGGGCCCCUAACAAAACUAUUAGGGAUUCAGCAACUUAGAAGUAAAAUUCAUUGAGUACCAUAGCAAGGAGUAAAGGGUGUGUGUGACCAUACACACCUUCCAACACGCUAUCUAAAUCAUUCAAUUCAGUCUCUUCCCCAUAACUCAGGUUAUAGAAAGGCCAGGGAAGUUAAGAGUGGGAAUAGGUUGAGGCUGGUAGAAAAAACAGGAAUAUAUGGCACUUCUAACUGAUGAGAGAUUUAAGGUUAGGGGAGAGGAGACAAGGAGAUAGGACUCUGCUUAAAUCAGUUAAAUUUAUUAAGCCUCUAUUAGGUGCUUAAUUGACAGUCAAUAAGCAUUUUUAAGUGCCUGUGUACUAUGUACUAAGUACUAUGUGCCAGGCACAGUGCCAAGCACUGGGAAUACAAAGAAAGGCAAAAGAAAGUCCCUGCGUUCAAAGAUCUCACACUGUAACUGGGGAGACAACAAGCAAAUACAUACCAACAAGCUCCAUACAGGGUAAAUAGGAAAUAAUCAACAGAGAGAAGGCCCUAGAAUUAGAGCUUUGAAGGUGGGGUUUUAAUUGGGACUUGAAGGGAAACCUCAGAAACUAGGAGGCAGGAAUGAGGAAGGAGAACAUUCCAGGCAUGGGGAAUAGCCAGGGACAAUGCUCAGAGCUGAGAGAUGGAGGGUCUUGUUCAUACAAUAGCAAGCAAGGAGGCCAGCGUUACUGGAUCUAAGAGUAUUGUGUGGGUGUGGGGAGGUAUAAGAAGACUGGAAAGGUGGGGCUAGGUUAUAAAGGGUUUUGAAUGCCAAGCAGGAUUUUGUAUUUUGUCCUGGAGGUGACAGGGAGUCACUGGAGUUUAUUGAAUAUGAGGAUGACGUGUUUGGGCCUGCGUUUUGGAAAAUCACUUUGGGAGCUGAACAGAGGAUGGACUAAAGUGGUGGGCAGACCAACCAAUAGCCUAUUGCAAUAGUCCAGCUGUGAAGUGAUGAGGGCCUAAGCUAUGUUAGAGUUUACAUAAAACACUGGAAUCCUGCCCUCAUGCAGUGUAUAGUCUGGUAGAAAGGUAAGACACAAGCAGAGAUGACUAUACUAUGUAAUGGUACAUAAGUGCAUUAUAGAAAUACAAAACAGAUUCCAUAUGAGGGGGAAAGUCGUCACCAGCAGGAGGAAUCACAACAUCUUGGUGGAGAAAAAACCAGACUACAUCUUGCCUUCAAACUGGGAUGCCCCACUGGGUCAAAGCAAGGUGGGCACAGGAUGCUCAUGCUAAUGUAUGCAUCAAGGUGGCCUCAAAUUUAAUCCACACAUUUACUAAGUGCUCCCCACAUCCAUAACAGUGUGAUGGGCACUACUUCCCUGCAAAUCAGGCAGAGAUGUACAUUUCCCUCCUCAGCAGGAUGGGGCCAGAUUCUACCCCUGGAGGAGUCCUGGAAAGAAGGCUUCAUCACCAAUUGGCAUGUUAGGGGAGGUGGCUGCUGGUGGAAGAUAGAGUUUUGUUUUAAAGGAGAAGCCUGGUUUGGGGCAGGGGGGGUUAACAGCAUUGGUGUCUCAUAACCCUUCCAUAAGCCCAGGAAAUGGCUCAUGGGAAUGGCAUGAAGCAUAGGCCAUUGCAGGGCUCCCUUGCCUAUUAGCCCAUCUCUGCCAUCCCUGCCCCUGCCUUACUCCAGAAAUGACACUGGUUUCUGAGCCCCUGCCUGUCUCUGUGACUUGUGAACGUUUCUGUCCUGUGUCUGGGGUUCAUUGUAUGAACUGUGAGCAGGGACUCAUCUAUUUUAAACACGGAUGUUUACAGAAUAAAGGUAAUUUCAAAUCACAAUUGGGCUGCAACACAGCAGUCCUGGAAUAGAAAGUCUCAAUGAGGGGAAUAGGGAUUUGGGGUUGUUGGUAUAAAGGAGAGGUCUAGGUACCCUAAGUCACAGCACUGUGAUUUCUGCUGUAGUCUUUCUGACGUCACUUACAAAGAAGUCCACUUUGAAGGCUGUGACAUCUCUUCUUAUUCUCUUGAGAAAUGGGCCUAAAACUAUAGGAACUGAGUGAGACACAAGGAAGAACUUCCCAACAUUGAUUUGCUAAAAGAGGUUCCCAGGGGAAUUUAGUUAUCAUUAUCAUCAUCUCUGGAAGAUCUUUUAAAACUAAUAUUCAUUUUUAAUUGUUUGGGAGUAAAACAGUAUCUAUCUGCAUGAAAUGCAGAGAAGGGACUGAAUGAUCUGUUUGAGUCCAUUUUGACUUUGUAUUGGAUACUUUGGGGAAGAGGAGGCAAAAAUCAAGCAUUCUUCUUUUUUUUCUCCUCCCUUCUACCCUGUCACCCCACUCCCACCCCCCACCCCUGCUGAAAAUAAAGAAAGAACCUUUAUAUCCCAUAACCAAGCAAAACAUUUCCACAUUGGUCACAUCCAAAAAUGCAUUUAUUCUUUUACAUGUUAGUCCAUCAUCUUCCAGUCAGAUUGUAAACAUUCUUCCUUACUGGUCCUCUUGAAAAUUAUUGAUCAGUUAGUUGAUCAGUACUCAAGUCUUUCAAAAUUGUUUGUUUUUAUAAUAACAAUGCUAUAGUAUGUAUUAUUCUUUGGGUUCUGCUCACUUCCCUCUGCAUCAGUUCAUACAAGUCUUUCCAUGUCUCUUAGAAACCAACUUUUCUCUCAUUUCUUACAUCACGUUAGUUUUUCAUUGUUUUUUUCCCCUUUUUUGGAGGGGGGAAGGCAGGGCAAUUGGGGCCCAAGGUCACACAGCUAGUAAGUGUGUCAAGUGUCUGAGGCUGGAUUUGAACUCAAGUCCUCCUGACUCCAGGGCAGGUGCUCUCCUCACUGCGCCCCCUAGCUCCCCCCCCCAGUUUUUCAUUAUUUUGCAUCCUCUGUUUUCAGGGGUUUUUUGCCCCCACAAAAAAGAGCUGCUAUAAAUACUUCAAUAAGCUGAAGAGGCUAGGGAUGUUUAGGGUUGAGAUGGGAAGGAAUGGGACAGAAAUAGAAAGAGGUAGUGUAUCUAGAUUUGAGAUCACAAGACCUGAACCUGUGUCUCAUCAUCUGUAAGUGAGGGGUUGGGAUUACAUGAUUUCUAAGCCCCCUUUCACAUGCCCGAGCACUGAUAACCCAAUACCUUACAUGUUUAUAGUACUGGAUAGUGCAAGCACACUAUUUUAUUUUACUUGCAUAAAAGUCCUUUGAAGCAGGCAGGGCAAGCAGUCUUACCUUCACUCUACAGAUGGGAAAACUAAAGCUAAGGAGGCUUAAGUUACUCAUGGUCUGAAAGACAGUAAGUAGAAGAACAAAUUUUUGUACUCUUACAUUCCAUCCAAUGCUUUUUUCUGCUAAACCAGAAAGGAAAGUCAUAUGAAUUAUCUUGCCUUGUAAGUUUAUCGGCACUCUUACAAUUCUAUGCUGCCACCAGAAAAACUGCUUUUCCUGAGAAGUGGGAUGAGACUAGUAAGGGACGGUGCUCAGGGUAGAGAUGAGGGGACCUAGGGAGAGAUAGCAGGACUAAAAACUCAUGCGGUCCUGGGGCAGGGUGAUUACACGGGAGAAGCCAAUGGAAGGUUCAGGAAAACCUUAGGGAGUACUAGGAAAACAUGAAAACAAGUCCAGGGCAUGUUUGCCACGUUAUAGUUUAGCCCGUUGUCACUGGCAAAUACUAAUUACUUGAUUGCAGGGUGGAGAGAUUUAUUAGGAGAUUCUGGAGACUCCUUCCCAGCCUCAGUAGGGGGCACAGCUCACCCCCAAUUCUUGCCAGUCCUACUUAUAAAAAAACACACCAAAAAUAAACAAAUACUUCCUAUUGAGACAAAGUCCUUUAGUGAAUCCUUUCCUUAAGAAAAACUGGUUCCUUGUUUCUGGCAGGUAUGUGCCAGGCCCAGGUUGCAAGAGAGAGAAGAGGCCAGACCCUUUCUGAAGAGUCAACUCUCUAGGGCUUCAAGCAGGGAUGGAACACCUUCAGUUCCUCCCCAGAACUGAAACAUGGUUUAAUUCAUUUAAUUUCAUUAUAACAUUUAUUAAACACCCAUUAUGUGCUUGGCAGGAUUUUUUAAAACUGGGCUUAUGAUUUCAUUAGUGUAGAAAAUUCUUGGUGAAGAAUAUUCUCUGCCAGGGCAAAUCAUUAAAUCUGCUACUUACAGAUUUA